CAGGGACUUGGCGAUAGAGCUGCAGUUGGAAAAUCUGACUAGGGCAGCUCCCGACACACGCAGGGCCCGCUCACACGCAGGGCGGCCUGCUUCACGACCGCCUAGGGAACUGCAGGACUUGGGGGCGAUUUCCAGCGGAGAAACGGACAGGAAAGAUGCCUCAGGAACAGUACCCACACCACCGGAGUGCUAUGGCCAGUGCCGAGGGGCCGCAGGUGUACAAAGUGGGGAUUUACGGCUGGCGGAAAAGAUGCCUGUACUUCUUUGUCCUGCUCCUCAUGAUUUUAAUCCUGGUGAACUUGGCCAUGACCAUCUGGAUUCUCAAAGUCAUGAACUUCACAAUUGAUGGCAUGGGAAACUUGAGGAUCACAGAAAAAGGUCUCCGACUAGAAGGAGACUCAGAGUUCCUGCAGCCUCUCUACGCCAAAGAAAUCCAGUCCCGCCCAGGUAAUGCUCUGUACUUCAAAUCUGCCAGAAAUGUGACAGUGAACAUUCUGAACGACCAGACAAAGGUGCUCACUCAGCUGAUAACAGGUCCGAAGUCUGUAGAAGCUUAUGGCAAGAAGUUUGAAGUCAAAACCGUGUCUGGAAAAUUGCUCUUCUCUGCAGAUGACAAUGAAGUAGUUGUAGGGGCCGAGCGAUUAAGAGUCUUAGGAGCCGAGGGCACAGUCUUCCCCAAGUCGAUAGAAACACCCAAUGUGAGGGCCGACCCCUUCAAGGAGCUCAGGCUGGAGUCCCCCACCCGCUCUCUGGUGAUGGAAGCCCCCAAGGGCGUGGAAAUCAACGCAGAAGCCGGCAACUUGGAAGCCACCUGCAGGACGGAGCUAAGGCUGGAGUCCAAAGAUGGAGAGAUUAAGUUAGAUGCUGCGAAAAUCAAACUACCUAGACUGCCCCGAGGAUCGCACGCGCCCUCGGGGGCCCGGCACAAGGUCUUCGAGGUCUGCGUGUGCGCCAACGGGAGGCUGUUCCUGUCCCAGGCGGGGACGGGCUCCACCUGCCACAUCCACACGGGCGUGUGCCUCUGA
Molecule: messenger RNA, 1025 nt
Organism: Dipodomys ordii (Ord's kangaroo rat)
Lineage: Eukaryota; Metazoa; Chordata; Mammalia; Rodentia; Heteromyidae
Gene: Sgcd
Product: sarcoglycan, delta (35kDa dystrophin-associated glycoprotein)
Exons: 8
Coding region: 156-1025 (289 amino acids)
Biological process (GO): cardiac muscle tissue development; heart contraction
Cellular component (GO): sarcolemma; sarcoglycan complex
Source: RefSeq, a predicted model, not a curated record